This is a messenger RNA of Dermatophagoides farinae (American house dust mite), 2725 nucleotides long. RefSeq names its product mutS protein homolog 5. Gene Ontology annotation, biological process: chiasma assembly; mismatch repair. Gene Ontology annotation, molecular function: ATP binding; ATP-dependent DNA damage sensor activity; mismatched DNA binding. Gene Ontology annotation, cellular component: nucleus. The record is from RefSeq and is a predicted model, not a curated record. NCBI's taxonomy places the organism in Eukaryota, Metazoa, Arthropoda, Arachnida, Sarcoptiformes, Pyroglyphidae.
UUCAUUAAUUCGAUCAAUCAUCAAUUGUUAUUGAUUGAAUAUCGUCAUUGAAAAAAAAUCAUGUCCGAUUAUACUUAUUUCCAGAAUGAAGACGAUGAUGAAAAUAAUAAUAAUGUUCAAGAUGUUGAAAACAAUGAACAAGAAAUGUUACAUUCGACUGCAACACAUGAUCAAUACAGUUUUGAUGAAAUUGAAUCGGUUCUUUUCAUCAGUUAUCAAGAUCAUAAAAUAGCUUUUGCUUUUUAUCAUAUUGGUUCAUCCAAGAUUGAAUUAUUUCAUGAAAUGUAUGAAUUUGAAGAUUUUUUGGUCACUCGUAAUGUAUUGGCAAAACUUCAGCCAUAUAAUGUGUUUGUUGGCACACAAUGUGAAUCAAAAUUAUUUUGGCUUCUAAAAAAAUUAUCAUCAAAUUUACGUGAAGAAAUAGUGACAGUAAUGAUAGAUGAUGAAAAUGAUACAAUUAAUUCUAAUGAGCAACAACAAGAAGAAGAAGAGUCUAUACAAUUAGAUACUACGGGCAAUGAAGACUAUGCCACAAAUUCAAUGAUCAAAAAUGAAGAUGAAGAAAAUUUGUCAUUCGCAUUAGAAGGUGAUACAACAUUGAAUCUACUGCAAAAUAGUUUUAAACUUCAUGUUGUAUCAUCGAAAUUAUUCAAUUAUGACCAAUGCAAAUCACGAAUUGUAUCGUUCGAUUAUAAGCCAAUUUCACAUCUAAGUGAUAAUACUAUUCGAUACAUUUAUCUUACAUCACAUGUUGAUUUUUCCGAAAAAAACAGCAUUCGUUCACUUGGUGUAUUGUUAUUUUUCAUUGAAAAACAUUCAUUGAAUCAAUCAUCAACAUUACCUCUUAACACUACUAAUAUCAAUAGCAUAACGGAUAUCGUUUAUUUCUUUCUCGAUUCAUUUGUAUCGAUUGAUCAAACAACAUAUGAAGCUUUAGAUAUUUUUAAAAAUGAAUGGCAUCCAUCACUGUCGAAAAAAGGAUUGACAAAAAAAGAAAGUUUCUCCCUAUAUGGUGUAUUCAAUUCAUGUGCCAGUAAAAUUGGCUCGAAUUAUUUGCGUAAAAUUUUUCUUCAACCAAUUACCAAUAUUGACAUUUUAGAAGAACGAUUGAAUAUUGUCGAUUUUUUCACUUGUCAAGAACAAACAUAUCUCAAAACAAUGAUAUAUGAUUUUCUUAAAAAUAUCAAACAUAUACCACCGAUAAUUAAUCGUUUUCGUUCAUCAAAUUUUCAAAUUUCCGAUUUUCGUAUAUUACAACAAAAUCUUAUCAGCGUUAUAUCGAUAAAAAAUCUUGUUACUAAUCGUUUAGCGAAUCUGGAGCAAAAACCAAAAAUUUGUGAAGAAAUAACUGAUCAUUAUAUAAUUGUUUUGAAUGAAAUUCUUGAAUGUAUAGAAAAAACAAUCGAUUUUGAUAAAUCCAAAAAUGAUGGAAAAGUUGCAAUCAAAACCGGUAUCGAUGAACAAUUGGAUAAGAAAAAAUUCUAUUUCAAUAAAUUACCGGAAAUUCUUCGCAAUGCUAUUGCUGAAGAUACAUUAAUCAAUGAUUUGAUCCAAACAUAUAAUAUAAACAUUACGCUUUAUUAUAUUCCACAAUUGGGAUUUCUACUAAAAUUAUUAUUGAUUGAAGCGCAGAAAAUUACCGAUAUCGAUAAAUAUGGAUUAAGAUUUUUGUUUUGUGCCGAAACUGCUGCUUAUUAUAAAAAUUCAAAUACAGAUCAAUAUGAUUCUUUAUUCGGUGAUAUUCAUGGUGAAAUCAAUGAUCUGACACAUCAGAAUCUUGUGAAGAUUAAAGAAUUCAUCAUUGAACGUAUAGAUAAGUUAUUGGUGGCCAACAAUUAUUGUGCAUUUCUUGAUGCAAUGAUAGCGAUAAGUCAAGCAGCAAUUGAUAUGAAUUUCAAUCGACCAAAACUUAAUUGUCAAGGCACAAUUAACAUCUGUGAAGGUCGACAUCCACUUUAUGAAUUAAUAACACGAUCAUUUGUACCAAAUGAUUACUAUAGUGACAAUCAAUCAUCAAAAACAAUGAUCAUUUUUGGUCAAAAUGGUAGUGGCAAAACUGUGUAUUUGAAACAGAUUUGUUUGAUAAUUUUUCUUGCACAUAUCGGUUCAUUUGUUCCCGCUAAAUCGGCUGAAAUUCAAGUGGUGGAUAAAAUUUUCACCCGAAUCCGUACGCCAGAAUCAAUUUCAACACAAUUAUCAUCAUUUAAACUUGAUCUUAAUCAAAUGAUUGCGGCAACUAAAUGUGCUAAACGUCGUUCAUUGGUUAUAAUCGAUUGUUUUGGCAAAGGUACACUACAUGUUGAUGGUUAUUCAUUGCUCAAAAGUUUUAUCGAUUAUUGGACCAAUAAUGACCAACAGCCAUAUCUUAUCAUUUCAACACAUUUUAAUAUGCUAUCAACAACAAUGAUUGAUCGAGAUAAAGCAGUCAUGGGCCAUUUCGAUAAAGAAUCACAAGAUUAUAAAUUAAAAUUAUGUGAAAAAAAUGCCAAUGAAAUAACGACCGUUCAUACAGCUCCGGAAUUGAUUGAUUUAUGCCAUAAAGUUUAUGAUGAACAAGAAAAAACGGAAUCAAUCACAGAAAUGAAAAAUAAAUUUCGAUCUUAUAUACAACUUGCUGAUAUGGUCAUAAAUAAUGAACCAAUCGAAUCGAUCAACUCAUUGGCUAAAGAUAUAAUUUCAAAAUAUCAUACAAAAUGUAAAUAAUCAUAUCAUCAUCAUCAUUCUU